AUAGGAGGCCAUUUUGAGUAACUGCUGUUAGUUUACUUCACAACACCACCGCUGUUUUCAAGUUUGCAGGUAUUUCAAAGCGCUUUAAUGUCUCGUUUUAAAAGAGGAGCACAUGUGGACUCUCGAGCAGGAUUUAGACAAGAGAAGGAAGACUGUCCUGUCCCAUAUGGAUUAUUAAAAUCUGCUAGAAAGAGUGGACAGCUCAAUUUAUCCGGGCGCGGUCUCACUGAAGUUCCCCAGAGUGUGUGGAGGUUGAACUUAGACACACCUGAAGAAGCCCAGCAGAACUUGUCUUUUGGAGCUGCAGAUCGCUGGUGGGAGCAGACAGAUUUAACCAAACUUCUGUUGUCCUCCAACAAACUUCAAAGCCUCUCUGAUGACAUCAAACUGCUCUCUGCACUGGUUGUCCUGGAUAUACAUGACAAUCAACUAAGCUCACUACCAGAAUCCAUUGGAGAACUAGAGCAACUGCAGAAACUCAUACUGAGUCAUAAUAAACUGACAGAUUUGCCUGCCGGUCUCUGGAGACUUACGAAUCUACGAUGUCUCCAUCUGCAGCAGAACCAGAUGGAACGGCUUCCACAGGAUUUAGGGCAGCUGAUUCAUUUAGAUGACUUUGAUGUCUCCAACAAUCAAUUAACGGAUAUUCCGGAAAGCCUUUCAAAAUUGACCAAUCUUGUCAAACUGAAUUUGUCCUGCAAUAGGUUGAAAAGUCUCCCUCCUGCAAUCAGUCAAAUGAAAAACAUAAGAAUGUUGGACUGCUCCCGAAAUCAGCUGGAAAGCGUCCCUCCCGUUCUGGCUCAGAUGGAGUCUCUCGAACAGCUUAACCUAAGACACAACAAGUUACGCCUUCUUCCAGAACUGCCCUGCUGUAAAACCCUCAAGGAACUCCAUUGUGGGAACAACCAGAUUGAGGUACUGGAGGCGGACCAUUUGAAGCACUUGAGUGCUUUAAGUUUCUUGGAGCUCAGAGAUAACAAGGUGAAGAAACUUCCUGAAGAAAUAACUCUACUGGAAGGCCUGGAGCGGCUGGAUCUUACGAACAAUGAUGUCAGCAGCCUGCCUAGUGGACUUGGCACAUUACCCAAGCUUAAGUCAUUGUCUUUGGAGGGCAAUCCACUGAGGGCAAUCCGCAGAGACCUUCUGACGAAAGGCACUGGGGAACUCCUAAAAUAUCUCAGGAGUCGAGUACAAGAGCAACCUGAUGGGGACAUCAAAGAUGAGCCAAAAACAGCAAUGACUCUCCCAAGUCAGGCUAAGAUCAAUGUACAUGCCAUCAAAACUCUGAAAACACUGGAUUACAGUGAGAAACAUGAGGCAUUAAUUCCCGAUGAGGUGUUUGAUGCAGUUGGUGACAGUGCUGUGACCAAUGUGAAUUUCAGCAAAAAUCAGCUAACCUCAGUUCCACAAAGAAUUACAGAGUUAAAGGACACUCUUGCAGACAUUAACCUUGGGUUUAACAAGCUAACAACUAUUCCAGUGGAAUUUUCAAAACUGCAGCUGCUGGUACAUAUAGAUCUCAGGAACAAUUUACUGAUGUCAUUGCCCAUGGAGUUGGAAGCACUAACUAAACUACGCAGUAUUAUUUUAUCUUUUAAUAAGUUCAAGUCUUUCCCAGAGGUGUUGUACCACAUCUCAUCUCUCGAGACCAUUUUAAUGUGUAACAAUCAAGUUGGAGGUAUCGAUCCUGUUCGACUGAAGAUCCUAAAUAGGCUGUCCACUCUAGAUUUGUCCAACAAUGACAUUAUGCAAGUGCCACCAGAACUUGGCAACUGUAUCAGUCUGAGAGCUCUAAUGCUUGAUGGGAAUCCUUUCCGUAAUCCAAGAGCUGCGGUCUUAAGUAAAGGAACGGAUGCUGUACUUGAGUAUCUCAGAAGUCGUAUUCCAGCGUAAUCUUCAAUGUAAUUUCAAUCAUCAACAUUGCACAACAAUCAAUUCUUGUGCCAUAACAUUUACUACCAAAUCAAAUACUUCUAGUGUGCUACAUCUCAGUAGAAAUGUUAUGAUUUACAUUUCAAACACUGACCAAAACGAUUUACGUUUACAAUUAUCUCCUGCCACUCUGGUCUUAACAUUUGAAUAAGAAAACCGAAUUUUCUAAUGAAUCUUUUACAGAUAAACCAUCUGCAUGUUUGUACUGAAACUGACAUACCAACCAAAUGAAUAAAGACUUUGUUUGUG
Messenger RNA from Misgurnus anguillicaudatus (oriental weatherfish), 2181 nucleotides. It is a transcript of the gene lrrc40, whose product is annotated as leucine rich repeat containing 40. Gene Ontology annotation, molecular function: protein binding. The record is from RefSeq and is a predicted model, not a curated record. Lineage: Eukaryota; Metazoa; Chordata; Actinopteri; Cypriniformes; Cobitidae.